Messenger RNA from Podarcis muralis (Common wall lizard), 1794 nucleotides. It is a transcript of the gene SLC16A4, whose product is annotated as solute carrier family 16 member 4. Gene Ontology annotation, molecular function: monocarboxylic acid transmembrane transporter activity. Gene Ontology annotation, biological process: transmembrane transport; monocarboxylic acid transport. Lineage: Eukaryota; Metazoa; Chordata; Lepidosauria; Squamata; Lacertidae. The record is from RefSeq and is a predicted model, not a curated record.
GACCGUGUUAAAGCAGCAAUGGCAGCUUUUAUUUUGAGGGUUUGUCAGCAAUGUGGACUAUUAUCUUUUGGGUGUAAGAGCCCUUUAACAAAGUCAAUUGCAGCUACUUGCUGGAGCUCAAAUCUGCAGCAGGAAUGGAGAGAACAGAGAGUGAGCCAGAAGCUGAAGAAAGCACCAAACAACACGACGGUGCAGAAGCUCCCGAUGGAGGCUGGGGGUGGAUGAUUAUGCUUAACUUUUUUCUGGUAAAUGUAUCUACAAUGGGAACAGCGAAAAACUUUGCCAUUUUCUUUGUGGCCUUUCAAGAGCAUGUUGGCGGUUCUUCUGAACAAAUCAGCUGGAUUGGCUCUAUCAUGUCCUCACUUCGAUUCCUAGCAGCACCACUGGUAACCGUAGUAUGUGAAAUUAUAGGAGAACGACCAGCAUCAGUGAUUGGGGCUUGCCUGGUUGGCAUUGGUUGUCUUAUCAGCAUAUUGGCCACAAACAUCCCCUUUCUUUGUGUGUCUAUGGGAUUCCUGACAGGAUUGGGUUUUGCUAGCUUGUAUCAGGUAGCAGCUGUGAUGAUUGUCAAGUACUUCAAGAAACGCCUGGCUCUAGCCAAUGCAAUUGGCCGUUCAGGAAUGGGACUGAGUGUUAUACUAACACCAUUUGUUCAAGUCCUGAUAGAAACGUAUGGAUGGCAAGGUGCCCUACUGAUAUAUGGUGGCGUGAUGUUGAACCUUGUUCCUUCUAGCAUGCUACUACGACCGAUUAACAUGAUGAAAAAGAAAGUUGUAAGUAUUAAACACGAAGACAAACAAACACCUGUGCACCUAAAAAUUGUAGAGACAAUUGAAGACAGCCAAGAUAAAACUGGCACCACAGAACCGAACAGAGCAGAUCCCCUUGAUCAUGAAUCCAUCAGUAUGAACAAUCUACAGCAUGUUGGACUACAAUUAGCCCCAGAAAACGACAAGUGUUCUGAAGUGCCAGAGAACGGGAGCCACAAAAACAAACAUCCCAGUCGGAAUGGUAAUCAAAACUGCUUUCCAACAAACAAGGAGGGAAAUUCCAAGCCACAGCCUUUUUCUUGCAAGCAAUGCCAUGUUGAUUUUUCCCAGCUAAAAAACCCUUUCUUCUACAUUUUCACAUGGUCUUUUCUCUUCAGCCAGCUAGCCUACUUUAUCCCCACUUUCCACCUUGCAGCCAGAGCUAAAACACUGGGCAUCGAGCCAAUGGAUACUGCUUACAUCAUUUCAAUGGCUGGUAUAACAGAGACAGUCAGCCUUUUGCUCUCUGGUUGGAUUGCAGAUCAGAACUGGAUCAAGAAGUAUCAUUACCACAAGAUGUACCUCAUUUUUUGUGGUGUCACUAACCUGCUGUGUCCUCUUGCCACAACCUUCCCAUUACUUAUGACCUAUUCUGUAGGCUUUGCCAUUUUCAGUGGUGGAUACUUGGCUCUGAUACUUCCUGUACUGGUAGAGUUUGUAGGAGCCUCCAGAUUCCACAGUGCUUUGGGACAUGCCUCAUUCAUUGCUGGCCUUGCAGUCCUCGCUGGACCUCCUAUUGCAGGUUGGCUACAUGAUUACACUCAGACAUAUGCUUACUCCUUCAUUUUUGCGGGCAGCUGUUACCUUGUUUCUUCCCUUUCACUAUUCCUUGCACCAGUAGCCCAAAAAUGGAGGCAAGAAAAAAGCUGAACUGACUACAUAAGCAAGCAAAAUUCUGCAGCAAUUGGAAGAUAUCAUGUAACAUUUAUAACAGUUUGUUGACUAUGUAAUAAAAAGAAAUAAAUUAAAGGACUUUUCCAAAAGA